Molecule: messenger RNA, 754 nt
Organism: Camellia sinensis
Lineage: Eukaryota; Viridiplantae; Streptophyta; Magnoliopsida; Ericales; Theaceae
Source: RefSeq, a predicted model, not a curated record
CUUUAGAUUUACUUUUAUUCUCUUUUCUCUUUCUUAAUUCCUAUUUAUUUUUUGUUUAUUUAAUGUUUUUGUGGGAGAAAGGAUCCAAUGAAAUUGCUCUAAAGGCCAUGGGCAGAGCUAUCAACAAAACUAUGAUGAUUGCUGAAUUGAUUAAGAGAAGGAUUACUAGUCUCCAUCAGAAUACAUCAAUUGGUUCAAUGGAUAUAACCGAUACAUGGGAACCAUUAGAAGAAGGCCUUCUUCCCCUAGAAACUACUCACCAUGUCUCAGUGAUAACAAUUACUUUGUCCAAGAAGGAACUGGAUAAAUCUUCUGCAGGAUACCAAACACCUAUUUCGGUUGAUCAAGUGACACCAUGGAAUGAAUAUGAUUAUGAAGGAGAGGGAUCUCCUAAUAUGCGUGGGAGAGGACGUGGUGGUUGGGGAAGGGGUAGAGGAAGAGAUAAAAUUCUCUGCAUUUUAAACAAUGGAGAUGGUGGAUGGGAUGGUGGACGUGGAUAUGGUGGAAGAGGCCGAGUUAGGGGAAGAUGCCGCGGUUUUCUUGGACGUGGAAGAGGCUAUGGUGGUGGGGAUAUGCAACAAGACUUGGGUGGUUACAAUGGUGGAUCAGGGGCACCGUUUGCUCAAGGCCGUGGUAAGUAUAUUUAUAUGUUUGUCAUUCCAAAUAUUUCUCUCUACUUAAGUAAAAUAUGAUGGUCAAUUAACAAUAGUGGCAUUGAGAACUUUAAUAACCACACUCCAGUGACCUUUGUCAU